AGCACACAAACUCAUCAGAUCAGCAGCAGGGGAACCCCAUUCGUCCAAUCUUCAAAGAGAUUCUUCCCACGAAAAAUCAAAGUCCUCAAUUUUCAAUUUUUCUGCAGAAUUAUUCGAUUCGAUCAACCAGAAAUUGGCUGUAAUGGCGACUCGUUACUGGGUGGCGUCUCUCCCCGUCGGUCAAGGCACCUCCGCCUCCUCUUUAUGGAGUCGCCUUCAGGAAUCCAUAUCCAAACAAUCGUUCGACACGCCUCUUUACAGAUUCAACAUUCCGAAUCUGCGUGUCGGCACCCUGGAUUCGCUGUUGUCUCUAAGUGAUGAUUUGUCGAAGGCAAACAGCUUUAUUGAAGGAGUGUCGCACAAAAUCAGACGACAGAUUGAGGAAUUGGAGAGGGUCUCGGGAGUUGUUAGUAGCUCCCUUACUGUUGAUGGAGUUCCUGUUGACUCUUACCUCACUAGGUUUGUGUGGGAUGAGGCGAAAUAUCCAACAAUGUCGCCACUUAAGGAGACUGUAGAUGGAAUUCAUGUACAAAUCGCCAGAAUUGAGGAUGAUCUCAAGGUUCGUGUUGCUGAGUAUGGCAAUGUCCGCAGCCAACUGAAUACCAUAAGUAGAAAGCAGGCUGGAAGCUUAGCUGUUCGUGACCUUUCCAAUAUGGUAAAGCCACAGGACAUCAUUACUACGGAACACUUGACAACCCUCCUAGCAGUUGUUCCAAGUUAUUCUCAGAAGGACUGGUUAUCUAGCUACGAGACACUUACGACUUUCGUGGUCCCCAGAUCCUCAAAGAAGCUCCACGAGGACAAUGAAUAUGCUCUAUUUACUGUAACAUUAUUCAGUCGCGAUGCUGACAAUUUCAGAACUAAGGCACGCGAGAGAAGUUUUCAAAUUCGUGAUUUCGAAUAUAAUUCGGAAACACAAGAGAGUAGGAAACAGGAGCUUGAAAAGCUGAUGCAAGACCAGGAAUCACUGCGAAACUCUUUGUUGCAAUGGUGCUAUACUAGUUACGGAGAGGUUUUCAGCUCAUGGAUGCACUUCUGUGCUGUGCGUGUCUUUAGUGAAAGCAUUCUGCGAUACGGUCUGCCUCCAUCAUUUCUGUCUGUUGUACUGGCACCAUCUCUGAAAAGUGAGAAAAAAGUUCGCUCCAUUCUUGAGGGACUGUGCACCAGUUCAAAUAGCACAUACUGGAAAGGAGAGGAUGAAGUAGGGAUGGGUGGUUUCGGAGGCGAUUCGGAUGCACAUCCUUAUGUCUCGUUCACCGUCAAUCUUGUCUAAUAAGCUUUUCAGGCAAUUAGUGCAUCUGUCCAUUUUGCCUUAUUUUCUCAUGGCCAUCACAAAUAAAGGAGAGAGUUUCUGCUACACUUGUAUUAUAGAGUAAAUUAUUCAAUUCAUUUCUUCUUCUUUUAAGAAGUUAUUAUACACUGCUUGUAAAAACAUUCGCGUAUAUUUUGUUUUUGUCUUUCUCUAUUGUGUCUUUCUACGGGCAUCUGCUUGGUUUGCAGUGGAAUUCGAAGCUUUUGUUGUCGAGUUUGUGUUGAAGAGCUACGGAAUUGGUUUGUAUUAUCACUGAGAUGUUAUUAUUAUUUAGUAAAAUAAACUGUUCUUUUGUGCAA
Molecule: messenger RNA, 1611 nt
Organism: Erythranthe guttata (spotted monkey flower)
Lineage: Eukaryota; Viridiplantae; Streptophyta; Magnoliopsida; Lamiales; Phrymaceae
Gene: DET3
Product: vacuolar ATP synthase subunit C (VATC) / V-ATPase C subunit / vacuolar proton pump C subunit (DET3)
Biological process (GO): proton transmembrane transport
Cellular component (GO): vacuolar proton-transporting V-type ATPase, V1 domain
Molecular function (GO): proton-transporting ATPase activity, rotational mechanism
Source: RefSeq, a predicted model, not a curated record